Molecule: messenger RNA, 5699 nt
Organism: Syngnathoides biaculeatus (alligator pipefish)
Lineage: Eukaryota; Metazoa; Chordata; Actinopteri; Syngnathiformes; Syngnathidae
Gene: cfap61
Product: cilia and flagella associated protein 61
Exons: 24
Coding region: 529-5370 (1613 amino acids)
Source: RefSeq, a predicted model, not a curated record
CGAGCCACCAUGACAGUUCCCACAAUGCUUUGCAACGUCCGGUUACCAAUAAUUAUAAUUAUUAAUAAUAUUUGCGUCCUAAAAAUGAAACAAAACGGCUUGAAUCUUAUGAGUUAAUACUUUAUUUUAAAAAAAUUCUCACUACUUUAUUUUAAACUUGGAAUCCCUGACAUCACACGAGCAAACGUCAUGAGCCGCCAUGAUUUACCCAGAAUGCUUUACUGCAGUUACCACGGCAACGACUUUUGCGUCUCAAGAACUUGACUCAUAGGAGUAAUAAUAGAGUAAAACACGUUCUUUUGUGUUUUUUUUUCAUUACUUUAUUUUUUUAAGUCUUUCUGUGAUGUCACACGAGACAAUGAGCUGUUUUCAAUAUCUUGAAAACUACUAAGUUCGAAAACGACAUUUUAUUCACGUUUCAAGGUUUGUGUGGCGUCAUCAUCCAAAGUGGUUGCUCGGAAAUGACAGCGUUUAUCCAUCCCUACGGAAGAUUUAUUUAUUUAUGUUGAAGAAGGAGCGCUUUCCAAGAUGAAGAACACUAUGAUGUCGAGCAGCGGUCGCAUGGAAAAAGUUACAGUCAGGAGGAGCGAAUGUGCGGAUGCCGAGGCCAUCGAAGGCCUCAUCACCCCGGAAGUGCGGCAGCUUUUUGGACCAGUCAACGUCCUCCGACUCCUGGAGAAGGCCAACCUGGCGGUGUCCUUGGCCAACGAGGACGGCGACGUGGUGGCGCAGGCCUCCUUCUUUGACCAUCCCGCCGCAGCAUUGGUGGAUCCGCCUCACUGGGAGUCUUUCCUGCGCAAACACUUCAAAGCGGACGCCUUGACACCGUGGAACACCCUCUUCCUCCAUCUGUUUGUGUCCCAGACCUGCUUCUCCGCAUCAAGCUUUCAGCACAUCAUCAGCGCCGUGUUCAACACCACUGCUGAGCUGGACUACGUGUGCCUUCUGUGCUCAACCCCUUUCUGCUUAGAAGCGGCCUUGGAUGAGCUGUUGGAGCCCUUGCAGCGUCUGACUGAAGAAGAAGAAGCAGCUGAGCUGAAUUUGUUACUGUGUAACAGACAAAGACUCUGUCCAAGACUCUUUGUCAGGCCAGCAAGGGUGGAAGACCACGAUGAUGUCAUGCACAUCGUGGCUCAGCACACCAAGAUUCUGUCCGUCAUGCGCCGGCCGUACUUCCUGUCGGAGCUCAUCGAGGCCCAAGACGAGCACCACCACGCUGCUGUGUGUGAGUGCGACGGCGUCAUCACGGGAUUCAUCAGCGUGACUGCGGAGGUGGACGUGAGGCAACUGCAGGAACAUUUCAACCUGACUCAAUUUGGCGGUUUGCGCAAAACCAGGCCGGAUGACGGCAACGACACUGAUCCACAUGCUGACAGUGCCGACGAACCGCCGGAAGAACCGCCACAAGAGCCACCUCAAGAACCACUAGAAGAACAAGAUCAAGAAGAAGAAGAAGAAGAAGAACUCCAGGAGGGGGACAAAGAGGUUCUGUCUGCAACAUUUGAAGAAACCUCAGCAGAACCCAACACCUUCUGUAUCCAGUUUUUCUUCUCGGAGAAGAACUACGAGAUACGAUCGCUCGACUUGAUUCCAUACAUAUUCCAACUCUUUCCGGAUCUGGACUUCUGCAUCAUCACCGUCCCAACGUUGUCCCCGGACUUCCCGCUCCUGCAGAACUUCCUGAGAGUUCCCCCGCGACCCAGCAGCCUAUUGCCUUCCGACCUCUACGUCCUGCACUGUGAUGCCCUGAGGAGGAUCAAAGUGCGACCGGCGGUGGAGUCCGACAGGGACGCCGUGGCCGGGCUGAUGGCUGACAUCAGACUGGAAGGAGAUGCCGUGCUACAGGACCUGGACCUUAUCUUCAACACCCAAAGUGAUGGGGCCGAGUGUCCUCUGCAGGCCUUUCUGGCUGACGUGGAUGGCGCCAUAGUCGGGACGUUGAUCAUCAGCGACGAGAAGGACAUGGAGUACAUCCGGGCCCGCUUCAACAUCGAGAAUUUCAUCUACUUCAGCCAUCACGGCGCCCACGAGCACGCUCAGCUCCGCCACUUUGUGCUCCGCCACAGGUUCCAACACUUCAGUCGACAUUUCUUCAAAGAGACACUGCGGCUUGCUCGCAAGUCCAACUUGUACCACCGCGUGUACCCCCUCGACUCGGGCCAAGAGAGCAGCUGUGUCCAUCAUUUGGACUUUGUCCUGGACUGCGCCGUGCCUGUGCGCCCCCGCCGCCAAAUCAUCUACCCUCUCAGGGAGCUCGGCGCCAACGCGCCUGCCAGGAGCAUCACCGACGAGCAGGCGCCGUUUGCGUUAAAUCUCAUUAGCCGUAAGCUGACCAUGGAGCCGAAGCUCACGGUCAACGCCAGAAUCGUCCUGGUGGGGGCGUCGGACACGGGCCUGUCGUUCCUCGAGGUCCUUUGUUUCUGCCCUCACCUGAGAUUCAACAACCUCACCCUCAUCUCCACACACGGUUUCCCUGCGGACUGCAGCCUGACUGGCGCCGAGUUUCUCUCCACCAGCCACGCCUACAGCAGCAGAGACAUGGCGCAGCUGCCUCUGCGCUCCUGCGUGACCGAGGUCGCUGCCAAGAUGGUCGCCAUCCAGAGGAAGUCGAAACAUGUGGUGGUGUCCAGUGGCGCCAAGAUUCCCUACGAUUACCUCGUCCUCUGCACGGGCCUACAGUACCAGGUGCCGUGUCCAAAAGAAGUGACUCAAGACCAACUCAAAACAAACGAUCAGCACGAGGUGCCCUCUUUUCCGCCCAGGUACACGGGCACCGUGCCCUCCAAUUUCUUCACCCUAAACGACCCGCACGACUGCAACGCAGCUCGAUCCUGGCUGCUCAAAAACUUUGUGAGGAGGAAAGAUAACGUCAUUGUCUAUGGAAAUGGACUUGACGUCUUCACCACCGUGGAGAUGUUACUCCGGAUUGGAGUCCGGGGCUCCUGCAUCCACCUGGUGCUGACUCCUCCUCAGCGCACGCUGGCCGAUGAUUUGUCUCCUGUGAGUGAUGUCACCAACGACCCACUUGUUGAGGGUGACGUCACCCGUGAUCCACCUCGUGAGAUCGAUGUCCCCAAUGAAUUGACCUCUGAAAGUGAUGUCACCAAAGAACCACCUCCUGAAACUAAUGACCCAACUACCGGGCGUGACGUCACUGAUGAUUUGCCUCGCGAGGUUGACAACACCAAGGCUUCGCCGUCCGAGAUUUACGACACCAAUGAUUUGCCUCCUGAGAUUGAUGAGACUAAUGAUUCGCGUCAUGAGGGAGAGAUCACCGAUGAGUCGCCCCGUGAAAGUGACGCCACCAUCGACCUGCCUCUCGAGGAUGAUGCCACCAAUAAUUCACCUCAUGAAAGUGAUGUCACCAAUGACCAGCUUCCUGAAAAUGAAGUCACCGAUGAUUCACCUCCUGAAAAUGAUAUCACCAAUGAUUCACCUCCUGCAAGCGAUGUUACCGAUACACCCCUUGAGAUUGACAUCACAAACGAUUUGCCUUCUGAAAGUGAUACCAUUAAUGAUGCGCCUCCUGACAUUGACGACAUCGAUGAUUUACCUCGUGAAAGCGACAUCACCAUUGAUCUAUCUCCUGAAAAUGAUACUACAAGUGAUCCACCUCCUGAGAAUGACGUCACCAAUGAUGCGCCUCCUGAAAGUGACGUCACCAGCGAUCUUGAGAUCGACGGCAUUAAUGAGUCGCCUCGUGAGGUUGGCGACGCCAAUAAUUCACCUCCUGAUGACAUCGCCAAUGAUUCACCCCCUGAGAUUGAUGUCAGCAAUGAUGUGCCUCCUGAAAGUGACGUCACCAGCGAUCUUGAGAUUGACGACAAUAACGAGUCGCCUCGUGAUAUUGACGACACCAAUAAUUCACCCGCUGACGACGUCACCAAUGAUUCACCUCCUGAGAUUGAUGAUAUGGAUGAUUCGCCUCCUGAGAUUGAUGUCACCGAUGAUUUGCCUCACGAGGUUGAUGACACCAAAGAUUCACCAUCUCAGGUUGAUGACACCGACGAUCGGUCUCCUGAGAUUGAUGACACUGACCCUUUGCCUUGUGAGGAAAGUGAGGUCAGGAGUGAGUCACCUCCUAAAUCUGACGUCACCAACGAGUCGCCUCCUCAGAUUGAUGUCACCAACAAUUCCCCUCCUGAGAUCGACACCUCCAACGAUUCGCCUCCUCAAAUUGACCUCACCAACAACCCGGUUCCUGAGAAUGGCACUUCCACAGACCCGCUUCCCAAAAGGAGCCUCACGAACGAACCAACAUCUACAACCAGGGUGGUGAAGGACCCUCUUCCCGAAAGUCUCUUCGCUGAUUUGUCGCCGACUGAGCCCAGCGGUUUGUAUUUUUUCGAUGCGGGGGUGGAGAGCGCGGUGAUUGCGGCCAUGAAGAAGGCUCAGAUCCAAGUCCACCAUGACUGCCUACUGACUCAGAUGAAUAACGGCGAACAUCCGGAUCCUCUCACGUCUGUUUCCUUCAGCACCGCCUCAGAACCUCUCCAUCUGCCAUGCGGCGUGUUCAUCAACCUGUCCAGCCGAGGCGUAGACUACGACGCCUUUCGGAGCAUCAACAGCUCCUUCCUGGUGUUUGACGGCCGGCUGGUCAUUGACAGCGCCUUCCGGACCAACGACACCGCCAUCUGGGGUGCUGGCCCGCUAACCAAGUUCUCCCGCUCUUACUACAGCGACGAGUGGUCGCAUGCCAACUUCAACUCCAAGGAGGUGGGCCAGGAUCUGGCAGCUGUGUUGCUGAGGCACUUUGACCCCACGCUGGAAGCCCCCAGCGAGGCAUCCGCCGCCAGGAAUCGCCUCGUUCCCAUUUACAAGCAGCCCAAAAUCCAAGGUGGAAAGUUACCUGGACGAUUAAACUAUCUUCACGUGACCAAACCGGUCGCCAGCAGCCCGCGAGGAACUUUUGCGGGACACGCCCGACGUGUUGCGACGGGAUGCCCGGAGAAUGGGGACUACUUCUGCUUGCAUCUGGACCACAACCAGGUGGUGGAGACCAUCACGUGUUUGUCCGUCAAGCCGCUCCCUGUACACAACUUGAUGUGUCUGUACGCCAAACACCAACAACUCCUUGGACAGCUGUUGGUCAGACUUUACCUGAAGCAGAUACAAGACCUCUACAGCUUCUUCAGGCAGAGCUGGUGCUUGGCCAUCUUUCACGACCGUUUCUCCGACUUUGAGGAGGAGAUUCUUCAGAUGACCUCCAAAGACGCCGAGCAGUUUGACAAAGGGGGGCCUCAGGGCACGGCCCCUCGGGACGUGAUAAAGGACCCCGCCACCAGAGCGGCGCUGAGGAUCAACUCGGCCAAAUAUCUGUCUUUCAACCGCAACCUGCUGCCCAUGUUCACUUGCCCAGAUAGCCUUUGACCUCAUCAACACAGGUGACAUCAGGAUUAUCACGGGUGACCAUCAGUGGCAAAAGUCCUCACACCCUUUAUUUAAGAAGAGUACAGGUACUUUACAAUUGAUCGUUUUGGCAAUUAGCCCUCACAUUGUGCGUAGUGUAGUAAUAUUUUUUUAUUUUAAUCAUUGUUUAAAUCGUUCUUAAGAUGUUUAAUCAUAAGUCAACUCCAUGCCUAGUUAUGAACUAUUUUUAUGUUUUGAAAAUAAUGGGACCCCACAAGUCUUAACAAGUGUUAUUAUGUGUAAAUAUUAUGUAAUGUCUCUGUGGUGCUUCAGUAAACGUGAAAAAUGAA